This is a messenger RNA of Photinus pyralis (common eastern firefly), 2595 nucleotides long. It is a transcript of the gene Usp5, whose product is annotated as ubiquitin carboxyl-terminal hydrolase 5. The record is from RefSeq and is a predicted model, not a curated record. Lineage: Eukaryota; Metazoa; Arthropoda; Insecta; Coleoptera; Lampyridae. The coding region runs from base 106 to 2493 and encodes 795 amino acids. Gene Ontology annotation, biological process: protein deubiquitination. Gene Ontology annotation, molecular function: protein binding; zinc ion binding; cysteine-type deubiquitinase activity. The transcript has 8 exons.
ACAUGACUAUUUCUUUACAGUGAGGUUAAGCUAAUCCUUAGUAACACAACAGUAUCGCGAUUAUCAAUCGUUUUGAAAUAGUGAAGUUAUUUAAUUGAUUCUGAAAUGGAUUUGUUAGCUCAUCAUCUUAAUGAAAUAAAAAUACCUGCACAAGGGGAUAAAAUAUAUAAAGACGAAUGUAUGUUCUCCUUUGAUAACCCUGAAUCGGAAACGGGAUUAUAUGUCAGUCUUACAAGUUUCUUGGGAUUUGGCCGAUGUCAUGUUGAAAGAUACUUCCGUAAAACAGGACAUAGUGUGUUCUUACACAUUCGUAGAGAACGGCGAGAGGUGCAAUCGCCUACAUUAGGUGAUGGUCCCGAGAAAAAAAUUACACGAUUAGCAAUUGGAGUUGAAGGUGGUUUUGAUCCCAAUAGUCAAAAAAAGCUGUUUGAAUUUGAAGAUAUUUAUAAUUUAGUGAUUUUGCCCGAUUUUGCGACAAUUUCGUGGCCCAAUUCCGAUUUACCAGAUAUCGUUCGGAAAUCUGUACAAGCGAUUCUAGAUAUAGAUUCCGCUACGAAAUUAGCAGAAUUAGAAAGCUUGAGUAAUACGUGGGACGGUGAAACAAGAAGUGUUAGUAAAUUUGCCGCAAACUUAACUCAAUUAGACAAUGGUAUUAAAAUUCCGCCAUCUGGCUGGAAAUGCGAGAAAUGUGAUAAAAUUGAAAAUCUUUGGUUAAAUCUCACCGACGGUUCAAUAUUAUGUGGACGUCGCUUUUACGAUGGUACCGGAGGAAAUAACCACGCAAUUGAACAUUACACAAUCACAAAUUAUCCUUUAGCGGUUAAAUUAGGGACAAUAACUAAAGAAGGAAAGGCAGAUGUCUUUAGCUAUGCCGAGGAUGAUAUGGUAGAGGAUCCGCUAUUAAUUAAACAUCUUGCACACUGGGGUAUUAACAUCGCAAAUAUGGAAAAGACGGAAAAAUCAAUGAUUGAAAUGGAGUUGGAACUUAAUCAAAAGUCCAAUGAAUGGAUGGCAUUACAGGAAAGUGCCGGUCAGCUUAAACCAAUGUACGGACCUGGCUAUACUGGAAUGGUCAAUUUGGGCAAUUCGUGUUACUUGAAUAGUAUAAUGCAGAUGAUUUUUAAUAUACCAGACUUCGUAAAGAAGUACGUGGACUGCGCUUCUACAAUCUUUGAUAAUGCAAACAUGAUGAAUGCUGCAGAUGAUUUGGCUGUGCAAAUGGCAAAGUUGGGUGUAGGAUUAGUAUCUGGCACAUACUCAAUACCACCCCCGAAAGGCUCACCUCCCGAUGCCGAUUCGCCCGGUAUUUCUCCGAUAAUGUUUAAAACUUUAGUGGGUCGUGGUCAUGCGGAUUUUUCGACCAAAAAGCAGCAGGAUGCGCAAGAAUUCUUUUUAUAUUUGCUUACAUUAUUGGAACGUGUUAACAAAAACGAUUUCAACCCAGGAAAUUGUUUUAAGUUUCAAAUUGAAGAUCGUGUGCAAUGCGCAGCUACCAAAAAAGUGAAAUAUACAUGCAGGGAUGAAUGUGUCCUCUCUCUGAACAUACCUCUGGAAGCUGCCGUGAACAAAGACGAAGUUGCGGCUUACGAAUUACGCAAAUCGGAGCUAGAGACGAAUGGUAAAAAAAUUGAUCCGAAUGCCUUGGUGAGACCACGUAUAAAGUUCUUUUCGUGUCUGGAAGUUUUCACUCAAACCGAAAACAUAGAUCAGUUUUACAGCACAGCGUUAAAGGCCAAAACUACUGCGAGAAAGUCUACGCGCUUUGCAUCAUUUCCCGAUUAUAUUGUGAUUCAGUUAAAGAAAUUUACUUUAAGAGAAGAUUGGGUACCGAUCAAACUGGAUGUCGCUGUAGAGAUGCCAGAUUUGCUUGAUCUCAAUUCAUUCAGAGGGCACGGACAACAGCCAGGAGAAGAGUUACUGCCGGAACUUGUUACAUCAGUACCCGCCCCAGAUUUUGAUGAGGCAGUUUUAUCACAGCUUCAGGAAAUGGGAUUCCCCAUGGAAGCGUGUAAACGAGCAAUUUUUUUUACACGUAAUACCGGUUUAGAAACUGCAUCUUCCUGGAUAAUGGAACACAUUACGGAUGCCGAUUUUUCGGAUCCAUUUAUUCCACCAGGUACAGAAAGUUCGGCGUUUGUUCCUGAUCCACAAGCACUUCCCUUAAUAACGUCAAUGGGAUUUACCCAGGAACAGGCAACAAAAGCACUAAAAGCAACUGAUAAUAAUGUCGAACGAGCGGUCGAUUGGAUUUUCUCCCAUCCCGACGAAUUAGAAAGUACUACCGCACCUGCCGCGCCACCAUUUAAAGAUGGCAAUGGACAAUACAAACUAGUCGCUUUUGUCUCUCAUAUGGGACCGUCGAGCAUGGUUGGGCAUUAUGUCGUGCACAUUUUAAAAGAUGAACAUUGGGUCAUAUUUAAUGAUAACAAAGUGGCACUCUCAGAAAAUCCACCAAAGGAGUUAGGUUAUUUGUAUUUGUAUCAAAGGCUGUAAUUGAAUCUUAGUACGUCACAUUUGCCUCAUUUAUAAUUUUGUACAUUUGUGUGUGGAAAACUAACGUAUAACUGUAAAUGAAUAAAAUUUUUCAUACUUGUA